UAGGGGAAAGGGAAACCGCUGCGCUGCGCCAUUUUGUUAUUACAUUUGACGUGGUUUAGUAAGAGUGUUUUGUGAGAGAAAUUUCGAUUUCUAUAGUAUUUUCUUGUGGAAUCUACGAAAUAGGCGGAAACCAGGAUGUCGGCCCACGACCAAAUGCGGGCCAUGCUGGACCAGCUUAUGGGAACGGGUCGUAAUGGCGAAACCAACAAAUUCCACGUCAAAUAUAGUGACCCCAGAGUAUGUAAGUCUUUUUUGCUCAGCUGUUGCCCUCAUGAGAUUCUCUCAUCCACGCGUAUGGACUUGGGAGAAUGCCCAAAAAUACACGAUUUGGCCCUGAGAGCUGAUUAUGAAAAUGCACAAAAGCAGAAAGACCAUUUUUAUGAUUUGGAUGCCAUGGAACACCUUCAGGCUUUUAUUGGAGACUGUGACAGAAGAACUGAUGCAGCCAAACAACGCCUGGCCGAAACGCAAGAAGAGUUGUCCGCCGAAGUCGCUGUUAAAGCUAACAGCGUACAUGAACUACAAGAACAGAUUGGUCAAAAGCUUGCCAAAGCUGAACAGUUGGGUGCCGAGGGGCAUGUGGAUGAAAGCAUGAAACUUAUGGAAGAGGUUGAUGACCUAAGAACGAAAAAACUUGAAGCUGAACAGGAAUAUCGUAACUCAAUGCCGGCAAGCAGUUAUCAACAGCAAAAGUUGCGGGUUUGUGAAGUUUGUUCAGCUUAUUUAGGUAUUCACGAUAACGAUAGACGAUUGGCCGAUCAUUUUGGGGGAAAACUUCAUCUUGGUUUUAUUAGGAUCAGAGAGAAACUAAUUGAGUUAGAGAAAACUGCUGAUAAACGUAAAGAGGAGCGCAAAAAGGCUUUAAAGGACAAGGAUCUUAAAGAUGAUGACUCCUAUACUGGUAGAAGAUAUAGAGAACAUUAUGUAGGUGGGCGUGAGUUAGAUAGGCGAUCGCGGAGGCACAGGUCCAGGUCAAAGGAACGGAAAGACCGGAGAGAUAAUAGGGGAGAUCGAGAUAAAGACAGGGAUAGGAAGCGGUCAAGGUCUCGAAGUCGUGACAGGAGUCGCAGGUCGCAUUCUCAUCGAUCUUCUUCAAGUGACAAACGGCGGGACAGAGAUUAAUUUAAAACUUUGUUACAAAAAGUUUAUUAGUUCUUACAAUAAAUAAAGGCUUAUUGAUAAUUUAAACAUUUUUGGGGUUUUGGUAUAUCUAACCUUCUUUGUAUAUGUUGUCUUAAAAAAUAGUUAAAUUGUCACCAACAAAAACUUUUAGUCUAGUGUUGGGUGACGCCCUUCACAAAAGAAUAUGGUUUUAACAGUUCACUAUUAGACUAUUAGUACACAUAGAGGGAUAAGUUAUCAAAUGUAUCUUUAUGUAAUUUUUUCAUAUGUAGCGUAUUAUUUAAGACUUUUAAUGUGUUAUAAUUUGAUCUUUGUUUCAGUAAAAAUCGUUCCACCAGCA
This is a messenger RNA of Anthonomus grandis grandis, 1462 nucleotides long. Its product is annotated as putative RNA-binding protein Luc7-like 2. Gene Ontology annotation, molecular function: mRNA binding. The record is from RefSeq and is a predicted model, not a curated record. The coding region runs from base 136 to 1122 and encodes 328 amino acids. The transcript has 6 exons. Lineage: Eukaryota; Metazoa; Arthropoda; Insecta; Coleoptera; Curculionidae. Gene Ontology annotation, biological process: mRNA splice site recognition. Gene Ontology annotation, cellular component: U1 snRNP; U2-type prespliceosome.